GGAGGGGCCCCGUUCAUUACCGCUGGGUCUCACUGUAAUACCGACGGCUUUCCGGUAGGGCCGCGGCCGAAAAAGAUGUUCCAGAGAGAUGGUCCGUGCACAUGUGUACGAAACCUCCAGGAUUUGACGUGAUUUUAACAAUAUUUCACUUUUUUUUAAUCCCUGUUUUUUAUUUUAUUUUAUUUAUUUUAUAUAAAUUAUUACGACCUGGGAACCCAGCGCGAUUUUGUAGCCGAGAGGAGAUGCGCCCACCGAAACGCGGACACAUUGUCCGGACCGGAGCGGAGGAGAGGAGCAUGUAACCGGGAGAGCCGCACCACCACCUGACACUUCUCUUCCUCUCUCCUCAUUAUUCCCCUCCACAUGAAGGGCUUCUCCGUGCGUUGACACCGUUCCCGGCACUGUUUUGGGAUAUUUAUAUGCAGCAAAAUGAGCGAAGAGUCGUCCGAUGUUCCCAAGGAGCUCCUGGAGAGUGUGAGGGAUGCAGUGGGGAGGAAAGUGAAGCUGUCACUGAGGAAAAGAGUCAAACUGGAGAUCAAAGGAGACAAGACGGAGAACAGAGUUUUGGCUCUUGCGACUCACCGCGCCUACCUCCUCACGGCACGCAUUCCAGCCAAGGUGGAGCACUCCUUUAAUUAUCUGGAGAUCCAGGGAAUUGCUUGCAGCAAGCCGACACAGCUACUGGUGGAGUAUGAGCGAGGCGCGUUCUCGUUGAAGCUGCCCUCCACGGAGGAGGUGAACGAGGUGGUCGCUCAUAUAGGAAACUGUCUGCUGAGGAUAUGUCCUGGCCUGCCACCCAGUAAAGUGAUGAAGAAGCUUUGCAUGGAGCCUCCAGACCGGCUUAGCUCCCUGCAGACUCUGUGGGAAAACAACAAGCCUGCUGAACCUGGACCCUGUGGUGGGUUCUCUCAGCUGUACAGAUGUGUGUGCGACUGGCUAGGACUACCUUACAGAGAGGAAGUGCAGUGGGAUGUUGACACCAUCUACUUGACACAAGACAGCAGAGAGCUCAACCUGCAGGACUUCAGCCAUCUUGAAAAUAGGGAUCUGGUAGCUAUAAUAGCAGUCCUGGAGUUCAACCAGUGGUUCACCAAGCUGUCCACCAAGGAUUACAAACUGCCUGCAGACGUGUGUGAGCAGAUUCUUCGGGUGGUUUCUCGAUCCAGUCGACUGGAAGAGUUGGUGUUGGACAAUGCAGGACUCAAAACAGACUUUGCCCAGAAGCUUGCUGCUGCCCUGGCCCACAACGCCAGCUCAGGACUUACUUCCAUUAAUCUUUCUAACAACCCGCUGGAGGACAGAGGUGUUUCUUCACUCGGUGCUCAGUUUGCUAAACUUCAUUUGGGGCUCAAGCAUUUAAACUUUUCCAAAACCUCACUCUCACCCAAAGGGGUGAAUAGCCUUUGCCAGUCACUGAGUGCCAACCCGUCCAUCGCCAGCAGCCUAGUCCAUCUGGACCUCUCAGGAAAUCUGCUCCGAGGAGACGACAUGCAGCACUUCUACAACUUCCUCGGUCAACCUAACAGCCUGGCCACGCUUGACCUCUCCAACACAGACUGCUCGCUGGAUCAGGUUUGCUCCGCUCUGCUGCGAGGCUCAGCUCAACACCUCUCUGUCCUCAACGUGUCAAAAAGCAUCUUCCCCCACAGGAAAGGCAAAGACGUGCCUCCAUCAUUUAAGCAUUUUUUCAGCAGUGCCGCGUCUCUCAGCUCCAUCAAUGUGUCGGGAACCAAGCUGCCACCAGAGGCUCUCAAAGCACUUCUGCUUGGCCUGGCCAGUAAUCUCAGUUUGAAGGACGUCUCACUGGAUCUCAGUUGCUGUGAGCUUCGAUCGGGUGGUUCUCAGAUCCUUGAAGGUUGUAUUGCAGAGAUCCCAAACAUUUCCAGUCUGGAUCUCUCAGAUAACGGCCUGGACUCGGAGCUGUCCACUCUUCUUGUCUGGUUAGCUAAAAACCGCUCCAUCAAACAUCUGUCCUUAGGAAAGAACUUCAACAACAUCAAGUCAAAGAACCUUGCUCCAGUACUGGACGGCCUGGUUCACAUGAUUCAGGAGGAGGAGUCGCCCCUCACGUCUCUGUCUUUAGCAGACUCCAGGCUCAAAAGUGACGUGACCAUCGUUCUCAACGCUGUCGGCAGCAACUCCACCCUCACCCGGCUGGACAUCAGCGGCAACGCCAUGGGAGACAUGGGAGCCAAGAUGCUGGCCAAGGCUUUGCAAAUCAACUCCAAACUCAGGACUGUAAUCUGGGAUAAGAACAACACCAGCCCUCAGGGUCUUCAGGAUGUAGCAGCUGCUCUAGAGAAAAACUUCACCAUUCGCUUCAUGCCCAUCCCCAUCAUCGACGCCUCCCAGGCCCUGAAAGCCAGCCCUGAGAAAACAGAGGAUGCUUUGCUAAAGAUUGAGACCUAUUUAUACAGGAACCAUGAAACUAGAAAGUACCUCCAGGAGCAGGCUUAUCGCCUUCAGCAGGGCAUCGUAACCACAACCACUCAGCAGAUGAUAGACCGGAUUUGUGUCAAAGUCCAAGACCACCUGAACUCUCUGAAGAACUCGGAGGCUGAUGCCGUCUUGGAAGAUGUCAGGUCAGCGGAAAAUCUCAUCAAAGAUGCAAGGAACUCCAAAACGCUGCUUCGUAACCUUUACCACCUUGGAUCAGCCUCCAGAGAGGAGCUGAACAGUUCACCAGCAGGUCCCAUCCAGGAGAAGCUGGAGUCCAUGGCUGGGGAGGUCACCACCGUCAUGGACCAGCAACUGCAGACUCUGUUGGAGUCCAUGAUGGAUAAUGCAGAGUCUCUGUGUCCUCACGUGAUGAAGAGGGGAAAUCUUCGUCCCGAGUUGAUGAAGGCGAGCUCAGACAAGAUGGUUGUCCCUAAAAGCUUUGUCACCCAAACCCUUCUGGAGCAGUCUGGGGUAGAUAUCAUCAACAAGAUCAGUGAGGUGAAACUGAGUCUGGCUUCCUUUCUGUCUGAUCGCAUUGUUGAUGAGAUCUUGGUGGCUCUCUCCACGUCACAGCUUACACUGGCAGACCACCUGGUGCAGCGAGGUCGUCGCUUGGUGCAGCAGGAGUCUGUGGAUCCGGACGUGCCCGAGGAGAAGAUUCCUAAACGAGCGUCGGCUGAGAUACUGGAGGCAGAAAGGCUAGAGGAUCUGGAAACGUGUAUGACUCUGUGCUGCACCAGCAUGACUCCUAAAUCCAAAAGGAAAAGCAUCCACAGCAGGAUGCUGCGACCUGUGUCUCGUGCCUUUGAGAUGGAGUUUGAUCUCGACAAGGCCCUGGAGGAUGUUCCCAUGUACAUGGAAGACGCCUCCACUUCAUCCCAGACUCCUCCCACGCCAUCUACAGGCGGGCACAGGGCGGAGCAGCGUCCGUCUGGAGCGAUCGCAGAGCUGCCAUCUGAGGAAGAGAAGAAGCUGCAGCACUUCACCAAACUACGACCUCGAAGGAACAAAAAGAUGCAUUCUAGUAAAGUAGCUCAAAUGAACAACACUCCAUCUCAAGAUGGCGGCGAACAGAAUGGCCUCAUGGGACGAGUGGAUGAAGGAGUUGAUGAAUUUUUUUCUAAGAAAGUUACCAAAAUGGAUUCAAAACGUUCCUUAAAGAGCUCAGAAUCUCAAGACGGAGAGAAGAAAAAGAGUAAAGGAGGAUUUCUGAAUCUCAUCAAGCGAUCUUCCAAAUCUGAUAAGUCAGAUAAGUCUGACAAAUCAGAUAAGUUGGAGAAAGGUCAAGCCGCUCCAACAUCCUGCGGUGCAUCCCCAGGCUCUGCAGCCUCUGCUGCAGCAUCCGCGAUCCCAGAGGAGCCCUCCUCUCCUAAGGUGGCAGUCAAGAGCCCACCCCCUGAACCAAAGUCAAGAGACUCGUCCACCCGCUCACAGCCCACAGACUACAGCAGCAGCUCGGACCGGUCCGAGGAGCUGAGGACUCCGGACUCCAUGGAUGAACCCUGGGAGGGUUCGGACGGCAGGGGGAGUCCUCAAGGCGGGAAGCGGUACACUGGGGUGCAGAUGAUGGGAAGUGGCCUCCUGGCCGAGAUGAAGGCUAAACAUGAGAGGAGAGCAUACAAGUCUUCCAGCCCUGACAGGCCAGACAGCAAUGCAGCAGCCAAGUCCCCAUCCACAACUACUGAGGGCAAGUCUCCCACGUGUUCCCUUAACAAACCAAACGCUGCUCCUUCAGAAAAGACCUCAGCCCGUGGAGAGGCUAAGCCUGAGCCGGCCACUCGUCUCAGAGCCACAUCUUCCUCAGCUUCCCCUGCAGGACCAGUAAACCCUAAACCACCAGUGCCACAAGGGGCAAAGCCUGCCCUGGCUGCUCGGCCCACCAUCCCCCAGAAGCCGAGGACCAGCAGCAGCAGCAGGAGCAUAGAUGAGAGUCCAGCUUCCCCCAGCAGUGGCCAUGCGUCCCCCAAAGUCCUCCCCUCCACCCUAAAGAGGGGGUUGUCAGAGAAAGACAAGGAGUCCAGUCUGCAGACAGGAGUUUCCCCCAACAAAACCACUCAGGAAGUGAAGUCAGCAUCAGACGCUGCUCAGAAAUCCAGCCCUCACAGCACCAACUCCGACGACCCAGGCUCCUUUAAAGCCAAGGACAAAUGUCCAAACCCAGACAAGAGCAAGGCGACCAGCAAGAAGUCCUCAGACUCAGGGGAAGAGGCGGACAAGGACUUUAUAUUAAUAUGAGCCAUUCACCACGUCUCAGGCUACCUUUUAGAAGACUAACUCCAAGGAAGCAAAUCGCCCAUGGUUUAUUUUUUACAGUAAGAUGCAAACCUGCAGUUCCUGUUUGACCACAACGUACAAAUCGGUUUGGCAGGCAUGAGUUCUGCUCCGGAAGAAGAAAGUUUAAAGCUUGUAAUGUGGGACAGACUGCAGUGUGCCUCCAAGGCAAAAACCAAAACUGUGCUUAAUCUGACGAGAGCUUCCUUGACCCAGACAGUGAUUUCACCACAUGGUUAGUCCACCUUGCUCAUCCUCACCUUUCUUACUAACUCUUCACGGUCUGAGAAGAUGAGUCCACCUCCCAUAGACCGUAAAUAAUAAAUCAUGAAGCAAAGUCAAGAUUUGAACAUUUCUAAAAAAUAAAUAAAUCAAUAAAGCAAGGUGCUUUGAGAGACUUUGAUUACAACUAACAAUCUACUGGUUUUUUUUUUUCCUGCUUGCUGCCGUCGCUCGACACCCAGGGACCAAACGCAACAAUAACCGCCAUACCAGGAUCACUGUACUUGAAGCCAAAUCACAUUAGCAAACAAGGAUCGUUUCGGAUCUCUGAUAUAUUUUUGAUGGAUUUUUUAAACAAAUCUCUUUUCAGUAUGUGCAAGUUAAUAUGUGACUGGAAAUGUUAUGCAAUUUUUUUUUUUUUUUAGAUUUACGGGAACAAGCAGGUUUCAGCUGAGUGUCUUAAGCAGAGACACAAAUCAGAGAGGUUGUGUGGUUUCCUUUUUUUAGGUGGAACAGCUACAGGCCGACGUACAAUGAGCAGCGCUGAGUUAUUCUGCGUGUGAACGCUGGAGUGGCCAUAUGACGUGUUGUUGCUUUGAGAGGACUGGGGGUGGACUGUGACUUUAAGGCUAAUCAGUAUGGCUUCAGCACUGUUAAAUAACUGCACCUCUAUAUAUUCAAACACUGUGGACAACAGGAUUAUUUGUUUCUCUUUCUCUGGGAGGGGAGCUUAGGAAAUAAAAGAAAAGUGCAAUAGAGCAUUAUGUAGGGUCAUUUCUGGAGCAUAUCUUUAGUGUAAUUUCUUAAAGCAAGUUUUGAACUGUUCUACUGUUAUUUUUGCUAACAAAUAACAUUGAGACUUUGAAUCGCUCCUAAAAAGACACGGAUUGUCUGCUUCCAGAAAUAAAACACUAAAUCUGGUCAUUAGGAUUUCGCUAGUGUCCGACAUGUCCGGUGACGGCAAGGAACUUAAUGUGAAACAGGACUGUUGUAUAAAGAAAUCGUGUUUAAGACCGUUUCAGUGGGUUCUUUGGGGGGAAAAAGCAAAACACUGAAGGAACUCCAGCCUUCAUAGACUCCCGCAGCAGUUUCUUUUUAAUCUGCCUCAUUUUGCGUCGUUCGUUAGAAACUUGUAAAAUUUCCUAAUUCUUAUGCCUAAGAAAUAAGAAAUAAAUGCACAGCAAAAGGCGGCAAUCACACUGCUUGUUUGAAAAAGCGAUAAUGAUGCACUGUGUGGAGUGAAAGUGAACUGUGGGUAGGUGACGACAACAUUCUUUUGUUUUUUGUUUUUCUUCGCCAAGAGCUGAAAAUGUCCGUUUCACACUGCUGGCGGAGUUGGGCUAAUUCUGAAAUUUCAUUUGCGAAUGAAAAAAAACACAACUAAUGUAAAUGACUGAUAAUUAACAGUAAACAGUUUACAACGUAUUUGAUUGUUUUUUUUCUGUUUUGUGAUUAUUUUAAUUAUUUUCUGCAGAAUCUGUGUCAUGUUGGAGUAAUUUCUGUGACUAUAGUAAAGAACUAAAAAUGCAUCGGUGUUGCUGGGUGAAAGCAUAGGCUGAUGAACUAUGAUGGCAGAUUUCCUGGGAUUUCUGGUAUUUUUGGCAUCUGCAGCUGUUAACUUCCACAUCCCGCCACUGUGUGGAUGCCGUUGUGCUCGGCCUUUUGUGCAGGGCUCCUACAGAGUCUUAAAUCGGGUUAAAAAAAAAAAUUUAAUCUUUGCAAAUUUGGGUAAGUAGGGGAAAAAAAGAAAACUGAGCAAAGAACACGUUUGACUAACCAGGGUUUAUUUCUUGUUCCAUAAUCUAAAAAACAAAAUGCUAAUUUUCAGAAAACAUCAGGAGCUUUGGUUUAUUCAUAUCUGCAAUUCUUUACCUUUGAUUUACCAAAUACAAACUUAAGCUUUAGCUCAAGGCAUUGAUUGUUUUACUGUGUUUUACAGACAGAACCCUGAGAAAAAAACGAUUUUUGGCUCCCAUUUUGGUUUUUUAACUGGUGCCAUUAGCGAGAUUUAACUCGCUAAUGGCACACCAGAUCUAGACUUGAACCAGGAUCUAGACCCUAAUUUGUUAUCAUGAAUUUUGCUUUGAAUUACCUUUUUAAUCAGUAAUAUUCUGGUCUGGAUUUUGACGAGUCUCCAUUGUUUUGAUUUAGAAAGAGAUGACGCUAAGCGGUUGAGACACUUUAAGACUUUUGUAGAGGCCCUGUACAUACUACAAACCUUUGUGAGAGCUUGAUGAUUUUUUUUUUAACUAUGUGAUGCAACAUCAACAAAAACUGUGCAUUAAGUGUUGGAUUUUUGCGUGCUUGUACCUUAAAAAGAGCCAGACUGAAGUCGGGGCCCGGAGCUCCGACUGGUGCACCUUUCCCACAAUGUGGAGUCUGUUGAUGUCUUUCUCUGGCGUUACGGUGGGACUGUCCUUCCUCGUCGCUCGUCACGGUUUACAGAUAACACUGUAUUUGUUGUAUAUAGUCAAUCUGUCCUGGAUGUAUACGACUACAGAAUCAUCAUCUUUUUUUGUUUUACUUUUUUUUUUUUUGUCUCCGGAGUGUACCGGGGAGCUAAAAAUGACAGGAUGCUUCCACGUUGCAUGUUGUUUAAAUUAAAUACACUCUCAUGUGGCUGUGUUAAGUUACUCUUUCCCAUCUUCUCAGUUCAGCAGCAGCACAACGCCGCAGAGCUUCUGUUUAUAAAAGACGAAAAAAACAAGUUGAAAGUAACUCCGCAUCAUGGGCGUCUGUUUCUUUUCGUUGACGUUGAGUGUACAGACACGCCAGUGCUCGGUAGCAUUCAGUGUAGACGUGUGAGUCUGUGUGUUACUGCAUGAUGUGGCUUCUGGAUGUAAUCGUGUGCUUUCUGACAUACGGGCCCGUGUGUUUAGAAAUGUGGAGCACAAGCAGAAUGCAAAAUAGUCACACCCCUGUGUAAAAAACAUGAAAUCCUCUGUUGUUUUGGUACUAAGUACACUACUACACUAGGGAUCUGUUUGUAACUUAUUUGAAAUAAAAUAAAGCAACUAAUGGCUGAUGUUCGUUGUUGGUUUUAAUGUUGGUCACUUUGAACGCAUUUUUUUUUUUUUUUUUUUUUUU
Fundulus heteroclitus (mummichog) is the source of this 8019-nucleotide messenger RNA. Its product is annotated as F-actin-uncapping protein LRRC16A. The coding region runs from base 430 to 4674 and encodes 1414 amino acids. Gene Ontology annotation, cellular component: lamellipodium; plasma membrane. Gene Ontology annotation, molecular function: protein binding. The transcript is spliced from 39 exons. The record is from RefSeq and is a predicted model, not a curated record. NCBI's taxonomy places the organism in Eukaryota, Metazoa, Chordata, Actinopteri, Cyprinodontiformes, Fundulidae. Gene Ontology annotation, biological process: regulation of Arp2/3 complex-mediated actin nucleation; cell migration.